This is a messenger RNA of Corticium candelabrum, 1212 nucleotides long. RefSeq lists its product as uncharacterized. The record is from RefSeq and is a predicted model, not a curated record. The transcript is spliced from 2 exons. Gene Ontology annotation, molecular function: nucleic acid binding. NCBI's taxonomy places the organism in Eukaryota, Metazoa, Porifera, Homoscleromorpha, Homosclerophorida, Plakinidae. Bases 263 to 1090 code for a protein of 275 amino acids.
UCUGUCUGUCUGUGUCUUGCCUCUUUAUGUGUUGUUGUGGUUAUCUGUUUGUUUUUUAUGCUGUCUUUUGGUUUGUCCUUUACUCUCUGUGUAUGCAUAUUUUUGGUUUUCGGAAUCACUAAUAAAACGGUAGGCAACUGAUACAAUAUGAUUAUGAAUAUAAUAUAAUAUAUAAUACCAUAAAAUAUAAUACCAUAUAAUAAAAAGGAUAUAAAUGAAUUAUGAAUCUUGCCUAUGUGCAUCUAUUUAAGUAUAAUCAGAGAUGCAUGUGAACUUCAAUUGUACACUUAGUGUACUAUUCUGUAUUUAUAUGUAUGUAUUGAUGUUGGGUAUUUGCAGAUGGCAUUUUAUCAUCCAUGGUGAAGUAGACAGAUAUAGUCAAAUACCUGUGUUUUGUAAAUGCUCUACUAACAACCGUGCGACAACAGUGUUGAAGAUAUUUCUAGAAGCUGUUCGACAGUUUGGGUUGCCAUCAAGGGUAAGGUCAGACAAAGGAAUGAAAAAUGUAGAAAUAUCAAGGUUUAUGUUAGAACACAGAGGACCAGGACGAGGCAGUAUGAUAACAGGACGGAGCGUGCAUAACCAACGGAUUGAGCGUUUCUGGAGAGACCUUUUCCAAGGGUGUACCUUUCUUUUCUACUUUCUAUUCUGGAACUUAGAAGAGUGUUUUCUCCUUGAUGUAACAAAUGGCAAAGAUUUAUUUUGCUUACAGUACGUGUACCUGCACAGAAUAAACCACGCUAUUAAACAAUUUUGUGACGGCUACAAAAAUCAUCGACUUCAAACUGCUAGAAACAGUACACCUAUUCAGGUAUGGAUAACAGGAAUGCUGCAGGGGGCAGAACUUCGAAAUAUGGAAGACCUGGACAUUGGUGCGAUUGACGGUUAUGGCAUUGAUGGCCAUGGACCCAUUCCACUGAACGGUCUAGAUGAUUCUGAUGUUGUUCAAGUACCACUGAUAGAAGACGUCCUCUCUUCUUUGCAAUUGCAGGAUCUGGUCAUGCUGAUAGAUCCAAUGGCUGAUUCUGACUGUCAGGGAGUAGAUAUUUAUGUUAGAGCCCGUGAAUUUGUUUAUGCUGCAAAUGCAUGAAUAUGUAGGUCAUGUGUGACAUGGAGUUGUCAGUCAGUGAAUUGUCCUGUCAUUUAAUUUCUACAUUUCAAUUUUUUAUGUUUCAAUUUUUUAAUUUUUAUUCAUUUUUAUUUAAUUUUUUA